Culicoides brevitarsis is the source of this 2444-nucleotide messenger RNA. It is a transcript of the gene bves, whose product is annotated as popeye domain-containing protein 3. Gene Ontology annotation, biological process: heart development; regulation of membrane potential; skeletal muscle tissue development. The transcript has 7 exons. Gene Ontology annotation, molecular function: cAMP binding. The record is from RefSeq and is a predicted model, not a curated record. Gene Ontology annotation, cellular component: sarcolemma. Lineage: Eukaryota; Metazoa; Arthropoda; Insecta; Diptera; Ceratopogonidae. Bases 699 to 1928 code for a protein of 409 amino acids.
CAAAACACACACACAUUAACAACUUAGUAAUCAAAAAAAAAUAAUAAUUUUUGUAAAAUAACAAUAAAACAAUUGUGACUCAUACGACGAUGAGACGCGAUCUCAGAUAUCCGUAAAAAAUCUAAAUUAAAAUAAAAAAUAUCUCCCAACUCUAAAAAUUCAGUGCUGCAUUUAAUACUUUUGUAACAUAAUUUAUUACUCAUUCACUUCGAGUAUUCUUCUUUUUUUCUCCACAAACAUACUUUUUUUCCGUUCGUCGUCGUCGUUUCGUGUACGCGAUAAUAAUAAAUACUCAUAUGUCAUGGACAAGAAAAGUCGCGUUGUGGGUACCAACAAUAUGCAAAUGAGUUAAUGUCAUAAUAGUAAUAAUAACAACAACAAUAGAAGAAAAUAUAAUGAAGUAAAAAGUUGCAAAGAAAUUUGAUACAGAUGCAAAAAAAAAUCAUUGAAAAGUUAUAAUUAUUGAGAUAAAGUGUCGUUCGUCGUCGUGUAAAUGGUAAAUAAUAAAAUGUUCUCGUGCUCAGUUCAGUUUACGUUCAUUUAGGCAGUAGUGCAAAUAUUACACAAAAACCAUUGAUGUGAUGUAAGAAAGCAGUUCGCGAGCAAAAAAAAAAAACGAACGUCCAACAAAAAAGAAAGAAAGAAAGUGUGAAAAAGCAAUCAAUGACAUUAUCCAAUUCAAACAGAAACUUGGCUCAAUGUUGUCUGACACGCAGAUAGAAUCUCCCGCAAUCAAUCAUCAUUUAGCUCAUCGUCGAAAAUGUUAUCGUCACAUUAGCAGAGAUUUCACGCUGUGCAUCUUAGCUGCACUUGUCGUCGUCGUCGUCGUUGUCGUGCCCAUUGUCGAUGGCAUCUCGUAUUCCGUGCCGAUAAGCAAGCAACACACACAAACAGUCGUCAAAGUGCUUCCGCCCGAUCCGCAUUACGACAAUGACACGCUGAUACGCGAAAGUAUGGAGGGCAAAGACGGCUGGAUGCUGAGUUUGUGCAAAGAUUGGACACAGCAGCCGAGUAGCAUGUAUUACCACAUAACGUACGGCUUGUUUCUCGUGGGAUUUCUUGCGCCGGCAAAUUUUGUGGGAUGGAUUUGGUUGCGAGUUGCCGUCGUCGUGGGCAGUCUCAUUAUGUUCUACUGGGGAUGGUUUCACGAAUGCGAUCAAGACACCGUUAUUUGGUCAACAUUAUUCUUUAUUGUCAACUUUGUUUAUCUUACAUUAGCAUUGAUCAAAUUGAGACCUGUUAAAUUUGAUAAGGAGAUUGAGGCGGUUUAUGUCUCACUUUUCGAGCCAUUACACGUAUCACGCUUACGAUUCCGUAAAAUUAUACGAUGUAUGAAGCUAAUUAGGGUUCUCAAGUAUCAAGAAGUUUAUGCACAAGAAAAAGUAACAAAAGUAGAUAGUCUUUCAUUGGUGAUAAGUGGCAAAUUAGUCGUAUCACAAAACCAAAAAGCUUUGCACAUAGUAUUCCCGCAUCAGUUCCUUGACUCACCAGAAUGGUUUGGUGUCUCUACUGACGAUUAUUUUCAAGUCUCAAUCGUCGCCAUGGAAGAAUCCCGCGUGCUAAUCUGGCACCGUGACAAACUAAAACUCUCGAUAAUGGGAGAUCCCUUUCUGCAAAGUGUCAUCGAUCACAUUCUCGGACGGGAUGUUGUGAAAAAACUCAUGCAAGUGACGCAGGUCAACGAAACGAUGGCCCAAAGUAACGGUUUCAUAAUAUCCGAAGUGGAUGAGGAGGAUAAGCCAAUGCUGAUCAAUAAUCACGUGAACCAUAAUGGCAUGGCGAACGGAAAUGGCAAACUCCUUAAUGGCAAAGUCGAGAACGGAAGUCCCGGAAUCACGGCGCUGAUCAAUCGACAGUUGCAAGCUGCUGAUGUGAAUGCAUGGCGUUUAGGUAGAAUUGAGGAAACAGAUCACGAGACACCAGUUUAACAUACGCUGUGCCCUGUACUAAUAAUAAUAAUAAUUACUAACUUGACUAUGAUUAUUAUUACCGAAACGAGCCGCUACCGCAACUACUUAUCCACGACAUUGAUGAUGACGCUACAAAUCAUUAGUUGAGAAUGUGUUCUUAUGUGUCAAAAAUUAAAAAAAAAAAUCUCACGCGCCUCAAUGCUGCAACUGCAACCCUUGUCUGUAAGAAUGUUUUGCUGCGCAAGAUAUUUACGUAAUUAAAAUAAAUAUUUAGAAUAGAAUAAGAAAAAAGUAUUAUUUUGACCCACAUUUUUUGUAUUUUAUUUUUUUUUUUGUAUUUUUUCGAUAAAUAUUUACAUAAAACGCCUCAAAAUCGAUGUAUGUCUUAAGAAAUGCUUAAAAAUAAAGAAACAUACCAAUUAGCGUACCUUAAACGAAAAACUCCCCGAGGGUUUGAACAGACCAUAUGAAGAUGCACUGUGCAAGAUAACUUAAUCGAAAGUACUUUUCAUAUACAUUUUUGCAUGAUUUUUA